AGUUUUAUCAAGGUUAGUCUCAAAAGUUUUAAUGUUUCAAAAAGAGUUUUGUCAUUUAAGCAGGCUAGAUGAUUUUGAAAAUAAUUUUUAUAAUAAUUAAUAUUUGCAUGAAACAACAAAAAUUAAUUUUUUUCUUGAAGACAGAAAGUGUACAUAUAGAACACAAAUGGAUAUUACAAAUAAAGCAUCAUUUAUUACCACUGCAGGUUUUUGCCCCGAUUGUGGAUCAAUAUUACCACUGCUUAAUAACCAGCGAGGAGUGACUUGUUAUUCAUGCUCGCGAAAUUGGGAACCUGAAGUUUUUGGAUAUAUGUCAAUGAUAUAUACAGUUACAUUCAAUAAUAAAGAUACAUAUACCUCCGCAAAACAAUUUGGUAAUAUUGAAGAACUAGAAGGUCCUAUUAUAAAUCGACAAUGUCUUCAUUGUAACAACAAUAAGAUGUCUUAUGCAACUUUGCAAUUGCGUUCAGCCGAUGAAGGUCAAACAGUGUUUUAUACAUGUACAAAAUGCAAAUACAAAGAAACUGAAAAUUCAUGAUUUAUAUUAAG
Molecule: messenger RNA, 549 nt
Organism: Ceratosolen solmsi marchali
Lineage: Eukaryota; Metazoa; Arthropoda; Insecta; Hymenoptera; Agaonidae
Gene: RpI12
Product: RNA polymerase I subunit RpI12
Exons: 3
Coding region: 167-538 (123 amino acids)
Biological process (GO): DNA-templated transcription; termination of RNA polymerase I transcription
Cellular component (GO): RNA polymerase I complex
Molecular function (GO): zinc ion binding; nucleic acid binding
Source: RefSeq, a predicted model, not a curated record